AUGACUGGUUCAUUAUUAUUUUCUCAACAAGAAGACACUCCAAUAAACGUACUUCCUAAAUCACAGAAUCUCUAUAAAUCUCUCAUUAUGUGGUGGCCACGAGGAUGGCAAUAUCAAUCUUGA
Funneliformis mosseae is the source of this 123-nucleotide messenger RNA. Lineage: Eukaryota; Fungi; Glomeromycota; Glomeromycetes; Glomerales; Glomeraceae. The record is from the annotation of a GenBank genome assembly.